Entelurus aequoreus (snake pipefish) is the source of this 1753-nucleotide messenger RNA. It is a transcript of the gene capzb, whose product is annotated as capping actin protein of muscle Z-line subunit beta. The record is from RefSeq and is a predicted model, not a curated record. Gene Ontology annotation, molecular function: actin filament binding. The transcript has 9 exons. Gene Ontology annotation, biological process: regulation of lamellipodium assembly; actin cytoskeleton organization; barbed-end actin filament capping. Gene Ontology annotation, cellular component: cytoplasm; F-actin capping protein complex. Lineage: Eukaryota; Metazoa; Chordata; Actinopteri; Syngnathiformes; Syngnathidae. Bases 214 to 1032 code for a protein of 272 amino acids.
UCCGUUGAGGAAGUGAAUUUCGCUGACAGGGUUGGGCUCACUGAGGGAGAGGCGAACAAAACACAUCUUCCGCAGGGGGGGGGACUAGCAACAAAACAAAACAAAAACCAGAAAAAAAACCCAAAAGGCAAGAGGAGCGGUUUGACAAACCAUUCGAAGGCUAUAAGGCGUACAGUCACCUGUGAAAAGCGUCUCCCCUGCCCCGCCGCAGACAUGAGUGAACAGCAGUUGGACUGUGCCCUGGACCUGAUGAGGCGUCUGCCUCCCCAGCAGAUUGAAAAGAACCUCAGUGACCUCAUUGACCUGGUGCCCAGUUUGUGUGAGGACCUUCUCUCCUCUGUGGACCAGCCCCUGAAGAUUGCCCAGGACAAGACAAUGGGGAAAGACUAUCUCCUCUGUGAUUACAAUCGGGAUGGUGACUCCUACAGAUCACCAUGGAGCAAUAAGUACGACCCUCCUAUUGAUGACGGUGCCAUGCCUUCAUCUCGCUUGAGGAAGCUGGAGAUAGACGCCAAUAACGCCUUUGACCAGUACAGAGACCUGUACUUUGAGGGUGGCGUGUCCUCAGUGUACCUUUGGGAUUUGGAGCAUGGCUUUGCCGGAGUUAUUCUCAUCAAGAAGGCCGGGGAUGGAUUCAAAAAGAUCAAGGGGUGCUGGGACUCCAUCCAUGUGGUGGAGGUGCAGGAGAAGUCCAGCGGACGGACUGCUCACUACAAACUCACCUCCACCGUCAUGCUGUGGCUACAGACGACCAAGUGCGACUCCGGCACCAUGAACCUGGGCGGCAGCCUCACAAGACAAAUGGAGAAGGACGAGACGGUCGGAGAGUCGUCACCCCACAUCGCCAACAUUGGCCGCCUGGUUGAAGACAUGGAGAACAAGAUUCGCUCCACGCUGAAUGAAAUCUACUUUGGGAAGACCAAGGACAUCGUCAACGGACUUAGGAGUGUUCAAGGCCUGGCUGACAUGUCGAAGCAAGAGGCUUUGCAAAAACAACUCUUCAUGGCGCUCAAACAGAAAAACCAAAACUAGAGAUGCUCCCGUCGUGUCCGUUUUUUCUCCGCCACCUCCUUCUUUUCCCGUUUCUUUCCUGUCGCUCCCUCUCCCGCCACAAUUCCCCCAGUGCUGCCCGCACUCUUGCGUCUUUGUGGGGGAAAAACACGGAAAAAAAGGAGAAGACGCUUCGCUUUUCUCUCAUUCUCCUGUCAGGUUUCCAUGUGUCUCCACAUGCUCUGAAGCCAUUCACUCACACUCCCUCCUCAUCUCCAAUUAAUUUAAUGACGGUUAACAAUCCUUCUGCAGCGUGAGGGUCAGUCUACUUCCAAUCUAACCCACCCUCCUGCCUCUCAGUUGGACAUGAGCCAUGUGACAUCAUCACCCCUCCCUUAACUUAGAUUUAUUUGUCCCUUUUAUUCUUCCUGACACGCGAGCGGCUUUUUGGCUUGUGUGGGAACAUUUGUAACUGUCAUCUGUCCGCAUGUGUAAGCUGCGUCAUAAGAAUGACCCUGCCUCUUUUCACCGCACUGUGUAUAACAUAACUGUUUACCCCCCUAACUCCCUAAUUUGAUCUCCAGCUCUGCUCAACUUCUACGUCUUUGCUGGGGGAUCACAGUUUGUCUUUGUGUCAGUGGGAACCUUUGACUGUUUCCAUCUUGGAGGGGAAUCUUUGUAUUUUGUUUUUGUUUUGUUUUGUAAUGCUUAUGAUUCAUAUUGUAUUAGAGCCUCCAGCAACAAUAAAAACGGAAAAAAUCUA